Messenger RNA from Lacerta agilis (Sand lizard), 935 nucleotides. RefSeq names its product TATA-box binding protein associated factor, RNA polymerase I subunit D (gene TAF1D). Gene Ontology annotation, biological process: regulation of DNA-templated transcription. The coding region runs from base 97 to 765 and encodes 222 amino acids. The record is from RefSeq and is a predicted model, not a curated record. NCBI's taxonomy places the organism in Eukaryota, Metazoa, Chordata, Lepidosauria, Squamata, Lacertidae. Gene Ontology annotation, cellular component: nucleus; nucleoplasm; RNA polymerase transcription factor SL1 complex. The transcript is spliced from 7 exons.
CGGCCCGGAGGCAGUUGCGCGGCCCUGUUGAACCGGCUGGAUGAAGGAGGACUAACUGGUUUGCAUUCACUGAAGCCCUCAAAGAAAACGAAAGCUAUGCUGCCAGCAAGUCUUGGUCAGUCUCCUGAGAUUCCAUCUGCCAAUAAAACACAGACUGGCUCUCUAAAGCCUAAGUUGCCUAAACCUAAACUUGACCUCAGAGCCCUCUUUGAUUACUUCACAAGGAAGCAGCAUCUGAAGAGUAGAAAGUGGAGGCCAAGCGCUAGGAAGAAGAAGAAGAAAGUCGCAAAGAGAAAAACUGCAAAAGGCAAGGAGCAAGAAACAUGUGAGAGGAGACAGCAGCCAACAGUCCCAGGAAAGAAACAGAAACGUACUGAGAAAAUUAAUUUUCCUUUUGUGGAGAGACUGUACGGAGUGAAACACCUUCCCUUUAGAAUGGUGUGUCUGUAUGAGCAAGCAGCUUUAAAUGGAUACUUCAGAUACAUUGAAAAGCUGAAAGUAGAGACAUCCCUGAAAAAAUCUUUGACACAGUUGAAUGCUGUGGAUGAUCUAGAAAACGAAAGUUUGGAGUCAAGAAAGCACAAAUACGUGGAUGAGGAUGAACCUCUUUCUCCCAUUGUGGAGACAAAUGGAGAUGACCAAGCUGAGAGUUCUGCAGAUAAAGAAGAAAUAGGUGCCAAGAUAGUGGAAAAAAGCUGUUUCUUAUUAAGUAGCAAAAUUCCAAAGAAGACACGCAAGAGGAAGUCAAACACUACCAGCAACUGAAGCUACUGAUAGCCAUGAUAAGCAAUUGCUCUGAGAAAAGAGGAAGCAGCAUUUGUCCGUGGCAGCAGAUGGCAGCAAGGAAGAUGACUUCAUCCACACUGGUUCCUACUGUUUGCAGCUAGCCUUGGAUUUGUUCUGCUUCACUAGUGUUCUGGACAGUGAUGGUUGGG